Messenger RNA from Prorocentrum cordatum, 965 nucleotides. The record is from the annotation of a GenBank genome assembly. NCBI's taxonomy places the organism in Eukaryota, Dinophyceae, Prorocentrales, Prorocentraceae.
GUGGGCCGCUUGGUUCCUCCAGGGAACGCGGAGCGCACGGAGACCUCGGCGAGUGCGCCCGCAUCGCACGGGAGGGGCCGCCGUGCCAGGUCUCCGCGCACGAGGCCAAGGGGGUUCCUCCAAUUGAAAGCAGAUACAACACGAGCAAGCGGGUCUCGAACAGAAAUAAUCCACGUGCGUUGCUUGUCUGCGCGGCAAUUGUCGACCUGCCGAAUGUGAAUCUCAUGGUAAGGGGUUUGCUUGUAGAUGGGGGAUUCACACACACCAAUUGAACUGCCUGCGCACUUGCCAACAUGCACAAACUGCACAAGCUCCUUAUAGUGUCGCAAUGACUCGUUAUGUUGCCUUUGACGGCACUCAGAAACAAUACGUCUCCAGUCUUCAACAUUCAAGCUUUCAUCGUCCCAAUCGGGCCCCCCACUUUCGAUAUCAUCACACUCGGAAUAUGGUUCCAAUUUAUCUUGCGGGUCAGAAAAUUCAUAGAUGCCCAUGCCGUCCUCUGCGUUCGAAACAACGUGCAAGGCGGAGACCACACUACUGCCGCUCAAUGCGCAUAUUAAGCAUGCGAUCGCCCUCGCGAACACCAUCGUGAGUGCUGAAUGCAGCGCAGAGCUGAAAAACACCCCUGGGCCCUGCUCCUCGCGCCUCCGGCCCUUCGCGCCCCGCCUCUCGCGCCUCCGGCGGCCUGCCUCGCGAGACGCUCCCGGCACGCCCGGCAGCGCCCUCCGCGAGGCGCCGCCGAUGCAUUGCGUCCCGAGGCUGGAAAGCCGCCGAGAACCGACGACGCCGCCCAGAAACCUGCCGAGAGCCACCGGCGCGACACCGCUGGAGGAGAGCCGCGCGACACCCCGGGCCAGGGGCAGCCAGGGACAGCCCCAGCAGCCCUGGAAACAGGCGGACGCCCACCCCAAGCCGGCGUCCGGAUCGCCCCUCAGUGGUUCAAAGAUGGGGCCCUGAAGGAUGGG